GAGCUCCCCGGCAUCGCCUGACACUCGAACUCAUGUGGCCAACCCAUCGAUAAAUCGUUUCAUUUUUCCCCCCUUCCCAAAUUAGGGCUUCGAAAUUCAUGCGUUAUUCAUUCUCCCUGUCAACGGCGAGAGCGGAUUGUUAGAUUCCUUGAGACUAUCUUGGCUUGCCGGAGCGAUUUUGUGCUAAAUCUCCGAUGAGUAUGCGAGGAAGGUACCCGCCCGGGAUCGGGAAUGGUCGCGGCGGCGGCGGAGGGGGCGGUUACGGAGGGGGCAGCGGUUACAGUGGGGGUGGAGGAGGCAACGGUUACGGCGGGGGUGGAGGAGGCAGUGGUUACGGUGGGGGCGGAGGAGGUAGUGGUUACGGUGGGGGCGGUUUCCGUUCAAGCCAGAAUUCUGGCGGCUAUAAUCAACCCAGGAACCAUCAUUAUCAGUACGCGCAGCAGCAGCAGCAGCAGCCUCCUCAACCCCAGCAGUAUGGCCAGCGGGCGUUGCAGAAUCAGUCGCAACAACAGCAGCAGUGGCUGCGGCGGAACCCUAGUGGUUCUAUGUCGGAAUCUUCAUCUAAGGAAAUCUUGAAAACUGUACAAUCCGAAGCUAUUGAUUCCAGCUCUCAAGAUUGGAAGGCUCGGCUAAAUAUACCCCCUCCUGAUACUCGUUAUCAGACUGAGGAUGUGACUGCAACAAAAGGAAAUGAGUUUGAAGAUUACUUCUUGAAACGUGAGCUACUUAUGGGGAUAUAUGAGAAGGGAUUUGAAAGACCUUCUCCCAUUCAGGAAGAAAGUAUCCCUAUUGCACUAACUGGUAGUGAUAUUCUUGCUAGAGCUAAAAACGGAACUGGAAAAACUGCUGCCUUUUGUAUUCCUGCACUAGAGAGAAUUGAUCCAGAGAUCAAUGCUAUUCAAGUUGUUAUACUCGUCCCUACUAGAGAGUUAGCACUUCAGACAUCUCAGGUUUGCAAGGAAUUAGGUAAACACUUGAAGAUACAAGUAAUGGUUUCUACAGGAGGAACUAGUUUGAAAGACGACAUCAUGCGAUUGCAUCAGCCAGUUCAUUUACUUGUUGGAACUCCUGGAAGAAUACUCGACCUUGCCAAAAAGGGCAUCUGUGUUUUGAAAGAGUGCACAAUGCUGGCUAUGGAUGAGGCUGACAAACUUUUAUCCCCCGAGUUUCAACCUUCUGUGGAGCAUCUAAUCAGCUUUCUACCCGAGCACCGGCAAAUUUUGAUGUUUUCCGCUACAUUUCCAGUGACUGUCAAGGAUUUCAAAGAUCGAUAUCUGAAAAAACCUUACAUUAUUAAUCUAAUGGAUGAGCUUACUCUGAAAGGUAUUACACAAUUUUAUGCGUUUGUAGAAGAGAGACAGAAGGUCCAUUGCCUCAAUACCCUUUUCUCUAAGCUGCAAAUCAACCAGUCAAUCAUAUUUUGUAACUCUGUGAAUCGAGUAGAACUGCUUGCAAGAAAAAUUACCGAGCUUGGCUAUUCUUGCUUUUAUAUCCACGCUAAGAUGCUACAAGACCAUAGGAACAAAGUUUUUCAUGACUUCCGCAAUGGUGCAUGCAGGAAUCUUGUCUGUACUGAUUUAUUCACCCGUGGUAUAGAUAUUCAAGCUGUCAAUGUUGUAAUAAAUUUUGAUUUUCCUAAGAACUCGGAGACUUAUCUGCACAGGGUCGGUCGAUCAGGAAGGUUUGGGCAUCUUGGAUUAGCUGUGAACCUGAUUACCUAUGAGGACCGUUUCAAUUUGCACAAAAUUGAGCAAGAACUUGGCACUGAAAUAAAACCAAUUCCUCCACAUAUUGAUCAAGCCAUUUACUGUGCGUAGUAUCUGAAGAUGAGCUGACUAUGGUGAGAUAAGUAUCAGACAGUUCAUAGAAACAUCGGCGCUUAGCUGCUACAGGAUACUUAUGCCUAGUAUUGAAGGGUGCCCAAAAUUGGCAGGGGUAACCAUCAAGUUACCCAGACAACCGGAAAGUGACUUCUUUAGCUGGUAUGGUAUUUUUAUUUAACACCUCAAGACAAAAAGGUGCCCUUUUACUAAUUCUCUUCCCUGCUCCCCUUUGAUCGACGUGUCUGAGAGAAUUACGAGCACAGUGUGGUUGUCAUAUUUCAUCAUGGUAUUUGUUGAGUUAUUUAGAUUCUUAGCAUUGGGAUCGUGUUUUCAAAAUGAAAUAAUCUUGUCGCUCGAACAGAUACGGGUCUUUCCUGCACUUUUUACUUGAUUUUACGACGUUGUUUGGUGGUUUUAGAAUCCUUGCUUUUCUAUUGUUUUUGAACUUGAAUAGUUGCUCUGUAUUGGCCUUUUGG
This is a messenger RNA of Cuscuta campestris, 2299 nucleotides long. NCBI's taxonomy places the organism in Eukaryota, Viridiplantae, Streptophyta, Magnoliopsida, Solanales, Convolvulaceae. The record is from the annotation of a GenBank genome assembly.